CGGCUGAGAGAAUGCUGGUUGACCAAUCACAUCUGUGUUUACUCCAUCACCUGUCAACUCACGCCCUCUGUUACGGUUUCUCUGUGGAAGAAUCUUUGAAAAAAAAAAGCAUUCAAACUGAAGCGCAGACGGUAGCUGCUAACUGGACGGACUCUCUGGCAUUUGACCUUUUGCAGUGGCAUAGGACUUGAACCAUGAGCUCAGUGGCAGUGUUGACCCCAGAGAGCUUUGCAGAGCAUCGCAGUGGCCUAAAGGACCAGGAGAUCACAGGCUGUGUCCCAGAGGAUGAAGCCUACAUCCCAACCUACCUUGAGGCGUUUCCUCCUCUCCCGGAGAAGGGGACUCCAGGGGAGAGGGCUGGGGAGCCGGCACCGGUGUGGGGGAGCAAGAUCAGGCCAAUCAAAGCUUCUGUCAUCACCCAGGUGUUUCACGUGCCUCUGGAGGAGCGACGAUACAAGGACAACAGCCAGUUUGGGGAGGGGGAGGAGGCCAAAGUGUGCUUGGACAUAAUGCAGCGGACGGGAGCCCACAUUGAAUUGUCCCUAGCAAAAGACCAAGGUUUAUCCAUCAUGGUCACAGGAAAGUUGGAUUCUGUCAUGAAGGCCCGGAAGGAAAUUGUUGCUCGCCUGCAGACACAGGCUUCUGCAACAGUCGCCAUUCCGAAAGAGCAUCAUCGCUUUGUUAUCGGCAAGAAUGGAGAGAAGCUGCAGGAGCUGGAACUGAAAACUGCUACCAAGAUAGCCAUUCCCCGCCCAGACGACCCCAGCGCUAACAUCAGAAUCACUGGCACUAAAGAGGGGAUCGAGAAGGCUCGCCAUGAAAUCCUUCUGAUCUCUGCUGAACAGGACAAGCGUGCUGUAGAACGUCUGUCCCUGGAGAAGGCUUUCCACCCCUUCAUAGCCGGUGCCCACAAUCGGCUGGUCCAGGAGCUCAGUCAGGAGACAGGAGCUCGGAUCAGCAUCCCUCCCCCAAGCCUGCACAAGGAUGAGAUUGUCAUCACUGGUGAGAAGGAGGCCGUAGCUCUGGCACUGAAUCGAAUCCGAGCCAUCUAUGAAGACAAGAAGAGAAAGACGACCACUAUCUCUGUGGAGGUGAAGAAGUCUCAGCACAAAUACAUCAUUGGGCCAAAGGGCAACACCCUGCAGGAGAUCCUGGAGGCCACAGGGGUGUCAGUGGAAAUGCCUCCUCUUGACUCUGGCUCGGAGACCAUCAUCCUGAGGGGGGAACCUGACAAACUGGGGCCUGCACUCACACAGGUCUAUGCCAAGGCCAAGAGCGUGAUGGUUGUGGAGGUGAUUGCUCCUGCAUGGCUGCACCGCUUCAUUAUUGGGAAGAAAGGACAGAACAUCGGAAGGAUCACACAGCAGCUGCCACGGGUACACAUCGAAUUCACGGAUGGCGAGGAGCGUAUUAGCCUGGAGGGUCCAACGGAGGAGGUGGAGCAGGCUCAAGCACAGAUCCAGGAGAUCAUCAAGGACCUGCUGGUGAGGAUGGACUACACUGAAGUCAUCAUUGAUCAGCGUUUCCACAGACACCUGAUUGGAAAGAACGGUGCCAACAUAAACCGGAUUAAGGAGCAGUACAAAGUGUCGGUGAGAAUCCCCCACGACUCAGAGCGUAGUGGCCUUGUCCGGAUUGAAGGGGAUCCCAAGGGAGUCCAGCUGGCCCGGAGAGAACUCAUCGAGAUGGUUCAGAGAAUGGAAAAUGAACGCACUAAAGAUCUGAUAGUAGAACAGAAGUUCCAUCGCACAAUCAUCGGCCAGAAGGGAGAAAAGAUCAAAGAAGUCCGUGAUAAGUUUCCGGAGGUCAUCAUUAAUUUCCCUGACCCAGCCCAGAAGAGCGACGUUGUCCAGUUGAGAGGGCCGAAGAAUGAAGUUGAGAAAUGCAGCAAGUUCCUUCAGAAAAUCAUUUCUGAGCUGAUCGAGAAUAGCUUCUCACUGUCGGUCCCCAUCUUCAAACAGUUCCACAAAAACAUUAUUGGCAAGGGUGGAUCCAACAUUAAGAAGAUCCGUGAAGAGACCAACACUAAAAUCGACCUGCCGACUGAGAACAGCAACUCAGAAAUGAUUAUCAUCACAGGCAAGAAAAGCAACUGUGAGGCUGCGAGAGAACGAAUUCUCACCAUCCAGAGGGAACUGGCCAACAUUAAAGAGGCAGAGGUCAACAUCCCGGCCAAACUGCACAACUCUCUGAUCGGUUCCAAGGGCUGUCUGGUGCGCUCCGUCAUGGAGGACUGUGGUGGGGUCCACAUCCACUUCCCCUCUGAAGGCUCUGGCUCAGACAAGGUGACCAUCAGAGGACCAGCCACUGAGGUGGAGAGGGCCAGAAAACAGCUGCUGCAGCUGGCUGAGGAAAAGCAAGUCAACAACUUCACUGCUGAGCUGCAGGCCAAACCAGAGUACCAUAAAUUCCUAAUAGGCAGAGGAGGCGCAAACAUUCGGCGUGUUCGCGACAGGACGGGUGCUCGCAUCAUCUUCCCGUCACCUGAUGACACAGAGCAGGAGCUGAUCACCAUCGUUGGGAAGGAGGAAGCAGUCCGGCAGGCCCAAAAGGAGCUGGAGAGCCUUGUCAAAAACCUGGAUGAUGUGGUGGAGGAUAGCAUGGUGGUGGAUGUUCGCCAUCACCGGCACUUUGUUUGUCGGAGGGGUCAGGUUCUAAGGGAACUGGCGGAGGAGUAUGGUGGUGUUGCUGUGAGUUUCCCUCGGACUGGAGUCAACAGCCAGCGUGUUACACUGAAGGGGGCUAAGGACUGUGUCGAGGCUGCCAAAAAACGCAUUCAGGAAAUCAUUGAGGACCUGGAGUCCCAGGUGAGUGUGGAGGUGGCAAUCCCGCAGCGGUACCACCGGGCCGUCAUGGGACCGAAAGGUUGCCGCAUUCAGCACAUCACCAGGGAGCAUGAGGUCCAGAUCAAGUUCCCAGAGAGAGACGACAGCACUGCAGGUCAGGACGCCUUCUCUCAGGAAAAUGGUCACAUUAGUCCAGACACAGAGUUUGUCCCUCGCAAGUGUGACAUCAUCACGAUCUCUGGAAGGACAGAGAAGUGCGAGCUGGCUAAAGAAGCCCUCCUGGCACUGGUACCAGUCACAGAAGACAUGGAGGUGUCCAAUGAGCUGCACCGCUUUAUCAUUGGUCAGAAGGGCAGCGGCAUCAGGAAGAUGAUGGAGGAAUUUGAGGUCAACAUCUGGGUGCCCCAGCCAGAGAAGCAGCUGGAUUUUAUCAAGGUCACUGGCCUGGCAAGCAACGUAGAGCGAGCCAAACAUGGUCUGUUGGAGCGAGUCAAGGAGCUGCAGGCUGAACAGGAGGACCGGGCUCUGCGCAGCUUCAAAGUGACCAUGUCUGUCAAUCCUAAAUUCCAUCCCAAAAUAAUCGGCCGCAAGGGAGCCGUCAUCUCACAGAUCAGAAAAGACCACGACGUCAACAUCCAGUUCCCCGACAAAGGAGACGAGCAGCAGGAUCUGAUCGUCAUCUCCGGGUACGAGUCAAACGUGGAGGAAGCGCGUCAGGCCAUCCAGCAGCUGGUGGCUGAGCUGCAGGAGAUGGUGAGCCAAGAUGUUCAUCUGGACCCCCGAACACACGCUCGCAUCAUCGGUGCCCGUGGCAAAGCGAUCCGCCGGCUGAUGGAGGAGUUCAGGGUGGAUAUCCGCUUCCCUCAACCUGGAUCAGAUGAGCCGGACAAGGUGACGGUGACAGGCCUUCCUGACACUGUCGACAAUGCCAUCGACCAUCUGCUCAACCUGGAGGAAGAAUAUAUGCUGAGUGUGACGGAGACCGAGACUUUGGCCGCCUAUAUGAAGCCGCCAUCACGCUACGGCGCAGGAGGAGCGGGCGGAGCGGACGAUGGCAGUGGCGGUCCAACGAAAGGCUUCGUCGUGCGUGAUGCCCCCUGGAACGCUGCUGGACACAAGGCCCCCGACAUGAGCAGUGCCGAGGACUUCCCCACAUUUGGGGCCGGUGUGGCCCCGAAGCAAACGGCCGCUUGGGGCCCCAAAAAGUUCUGACAAGGUUCACAUGGAAGAGAAAAGUCAAGAGAGAAGCUGGGAUCAAGCUGCUGCUCACCGUCCUCUGCCCCUGCUGCCGGCACCUCUGCAGCAACUGAGAGCUUCUCUGGUCCUCCUGCUGACGUGUCCUCCACACCUCCUGCUCCUCAACCGCCUCCUCGCUCCUCUGGUGGCUGAGCAGUGUCCACAACUCUGCUGUGGUUCUGCUUGCAUUCCCUGGACGUCUCCUGCUUUCCAGCUCUCUCGUCUGCUCAGUGAUGUGCAGCAGUGGAGGUGUGUGUUCUGUGUCAUUUCUACUUAUUUCAGAGGAAACUGCUGCUGUCGCUGACUUUGGAAAUGCUGAGCUGAGAAGAGUUUUGCUGUUUGUCUCAGAACUGUUAAUUUAUUCCAAUGGGAGGUGAAUUUACUGUGAAGAUGCGUUUUUUUUUUUUCUAAAACCGCUGUUUGAGCUUUCACUUGGUGAAGUGAAGGUUGUCACUUGAGUUUCUGUUGCGAUCUUAAAGUGUACAGAGUUUGCAUAUUUUUACUGCGAUUUCUUUACUUGUUGAAUGAUCCUGAAUGCUUGACAGGCCAAGUGAGAGAGAGAGUGAGAGAUUGAGUUGUGCAUUUUGAAUGGAGCUUAACCAAACUUUCCCGUCCUUGGUCUUGACAUGGGAGAGGCGAGCGGAUCUCUGUGGAAGUGCACUAGCGUGGCUCGCCCUCCUCCCUGUCUGGAGGAUCCUCGUCCACAGCUGCUAUUUGGUUUGCUCAAGUGCUUCUCAGCUUUUCAGUCAGAAUUUGUAGCAAAACCCCCCCCGUGACGUCCCAGUGAGGUUGAAAGUGACGGCCACCGGAGGCAGUAGUCGUCCUCCUGCAGUCAUUGGUCCAUGUUUCUGGUGUCAUUCCGGCUUCCCGUGAGGCCACUGACUUGUGAGCCCCACACGCCUGUGUCCACAGUUCCACUAGAAAGACACUCAUCUGUUUAGCCAGAGAGAAGAUGGGGCUCAUUUCAGUUCAUCCAGGACAAAAGGUAAUAGCUGAUGCAUAUAUUAAUCAUGUCCCACCCAAGUCACGCAAGACAGAAGUUUCACUUUGAGCUGUGUAUCAUCAUCAGUCACUCGAUGCCUGCCUUGUUUUCAAAUCAAAGAACUUGGACGUGACACAGUGGCAGCUGAGCCGGGGCUGGCUUCUGCUGCGCAGAAUGGCAAAACUGAACUCAACUUUUCACAAUGUAACAAAAGUCAGUCUGUCAGCCUUAGGUCCCCUCGUCUCCAUGGCAACACUGCUGACCUGCAGUCCCACCUUCUGUCAUAGCCGACCGUCCGAUGGUGACCCGCCCAGGUGCGACACAGUGAUGCCCGUCCUCUCAUCAAACCACCACUGCGAUGUUCAAAUUGUAGUUGAAGAAUUGAGAAGAAAACGGCACAUCAGCCAGCAUUUAUUAGGUGAAGAAAAAUCACUCAGGGUUUCAGGUUUCAACGUCCUCACUGGGGCAGAACCGGUUUGAUUCACAGCUGAUGACAAAAAAGUGACUAUGCAACCCAAAGGAUGUAGAUCGUGUCUGUCAGUAGGAACUCCCACCAUGACAUCAUCAUGUUGUUGGGAUUGUGAUCCUGAUCUUUUCUUUUUGCCCAGAAACUGGUGUGUGUGUGUGUGUGUGUGUGUGUGAUUCUUGUAUAGCUAUACUUGCGGGGACCAAUUCUUGGAAACACCUUCUUGUGAGGACAUUUUUCUUUUGUGGGGCCCUUUGCUAGAUCCCACGAGGGUUAGUCUCAAUUUGAGGAUGCAAUCUUCAAAAUAAGUGGGUCAGUAUAAUGAUGGUUAAGUUUGGUUCAGGGUCCUGGUGCAGGUGAGCCGUUUGUUUUGGAUGGUUGGGUCCAGGGCGAGAGGCUAGGGGAAGGGUUAAGGCAAUGAGAGGUCCUCACAAAGAUAGGGAUACAAACGUGUGUGAGGGAGAGGGACACUGUCCGUGGUGGGAUGAAGCUGCUCAACUAUUUGUCUAAUAAAACUCUGAGCGAACCUUCUAUUGGCCUUAAUGACUUAAAAGCUUCAGCAUUUUGGAGACGCGUGACUGUGCGAGUGACAUGUUGAACACGUUUUUUCUUACUAUAAAUAAAAUGUGACAGAACCAUGUUCAAGAAGGUGUGU
Synchiropus splendidus (mandarinfish) is the source of this 6125-nucleotide messenger RNA. It is a transcript of the gene hdlbpb, whose product is annotated as high density lipoprotein binding protein b. Gene Ontology annotation, cellular component: nucleus; cytoplasm. The record is from RefSeq and is a predicted model, not a curated record. The coding region runs from base 195 to 3998 and encodes 1267 amino acids. Lineage: Eukaryota; Metazoa; Chordata; Actinopteri; Syngnathiformes; Callionymidae. Gene Ontology annotation, molecular function: mRNA binding. The transcript is spliced from 28 exons.